AUGAAUAUAGAGGAUAAAUAUAAAUUAAUUAAAGAAAAAUAUAAAGAGUUAAAGGAGCAAAAUGACAUACUAAAAAAGGCUAUAGUGGAAUACAAAAAAGACAUUGAGCAAUUAGAAAAAAAAAACCAAGAACAAUAUAAUAAAUUAAAUUUGAUAGGCGAUAAAAAUAAUAACCUGUUAAGUAGUAAUAAUGACCUAUCAAAUAAAGUAACAACUCUGUCUAAUUUGCUAGAGGAACAGAAAAAGAAUAAUAAUUCAUCAUGGAGAAAUUUAAAAUUACUAUCAACGGGCUCAAAGGAAAGUGUUCAUGAAUCUGCAGCUUUCGAAGAACUCGAAAUUAAGAUCAAGGAAAACGAAAAUUUAUACAAAAAAAUAGAAGAUCUUCAAUCAUAUAAUGAAAAAAUAGAAAAAGACUUAACCACAUUUAGGAACACCCAUCAGGAAAAAAUAACAGAAAAGGAUAAAAUAAUCGAAAACUUAAAUGAAACAAUUAAAUAUUAUGCUAAAAAUAUGGUUAAAGUUGAAAAAGAAAAUGAAGAAAUAAUAAAGCAGACAAAAGAAAAUAAAAUUCAAUUUGAUGAAACUAUUGAUAUAAAAAAUAAUCAAAUAAUUAAAAUAGAAAAAGUUUGUAAACUUCUAAAAAAUAAAUGUUAUCCAAAAUAUAAAAUCAACUUUAACUCAAUUCCCUUUUUUCAUAAAUAUAAUCAUUGUGACUAUUAUAUACAAAACAAAAUUAAUGAGCAUAUAAAGUAUUUUCAAUAUUUUAUUUCAAAUAUAAUACAAAGAUUUAUUGAAUACUUAAACAUAUGCAAAGACCUGUUUAUUUUUCAAGAAACACAACUUAGCUCGAUAUAUAACAAGUUCGAAAAUGAUGAACAUAUGGAAGACCCACAAAACAAAUUUAAAGGUGAUUAUUCUAAAAUUGAAAGUCUCAAGAAUAUUUCAAGCAAGGAAAUUAUAUGCCUUGAGGAAAUAUCAUCAUUGUUAAAAAGUUUGAAAAUAAAAUGGGAGCAAAAUGAAGAUAGAGAAUAUAUCAAGGAUAUUCUUAAUAAAAUCACAGAAAAAAUAAAGAAAUUAGUUUUAAAUACAAAUAUCUAUUUAUGUAUUGAAGAAUAUUUAUUCCCAACUUCCAUGUUUAAUAAAAAAUUUUUUCUAAGAAAUGUCACUCGUGAAUUAAGAAAUAUAAAAAAUUUAAUUAUAAAAAUAAUAAAUCUAUUUUAUUUUGUUGCUUUUUUUUACCCAUAUAAUAAUGACAAUAUAAUUGUAGAAUAUUUUGAAAACCGGUCUAUUUUUUCAAAAAAAAAAAAAAACAUUGAUCAAACAAUAUACAAUAUUAAAGCAACAUAUGAUGAUGUUGAUUCAAACAAUUUGAGCAAUGAUAGCAAUUCAGAUGAAUGUAAUAAAAACAAAAAUUAUGAUAAUGGCUUGUCCAAAUUUGAAGACUCAAAUUUUAAUAUGAUAUUACAGAAUAGAGAAAAAAAGGCGUUGUCAAAAUGUGACAAAUUAAAAAAUAAUGUUGAAAAAAAUCACAAACUUAAUUUAUUUUUAUUAAAAAAUUUUAAAUUAAUAUUGGAAAAUUUAUGUUAUUCUUUUAAAUAUAUAAAAACAUAUAUUUCAUUUCGUAUUUGUGAAGUUAAAGGAUCAAAUGUUUUUCCUAUAGACAAUCCAAAAUCUAUUACUGUUAUAUUAGAUCUAACUAAUUUACUUAUUAAUUAUAUUGAGAAUUUUAAUAUUAAUGAAAUUAAAUUAUAUGUUAUUUCUCUAUUAUCAUAUACUCGAUUUAAUAAUUUUAUCUCAGCUAAAAACCAAAGUUCAUAUUUAGAAAACAUUAACAGCCAAUUCAAUAAAAUGGAGGGUAUUCCAUAUAACUUAUUGGAAAAAUCUUAUAAAAAUGAAAAAUUAUUCAAACAAAAUAAUAGAGAACUAAAUUUAAUUCUUUCAAAAAAGCAAAAAAUCAUUAGAAAAUUGAAAAAAAACAAUCAACAAGCCUUAAAUGAGUUUAAAAAUACACUAAUGGAAAAUAAAGAGUUGAAACUAAAUAAUGAAGUUUUAUCAGAAUCUUUAUCAUCUAAACGAGAGUCACAAAACGAAGAAGAAUAUAACCUUCCUAUUAAAAAUAAUGUAGAUAAAAUUUUAGAUUAUAUAACUUUUAAUGAUUCUGAAAAUAAAGGAAUAACUAUUAAGGAAAAGCAACUUAUCGAAGCAUAUGUUUGUUCUUGUGUAAAAAUAAAUAAUUUAAAUUUAGAAAUCAAACAAAAUAUUAAGGACUUGGAAAAUAUGCAAAAUAAUUUCAUCACAAGAGAAGAUGAAAUACAAAAAUUAAAUCAACAAAUAGAAACCUAUAAGGAAGAAGAAGCUAACAUUCAUAAGAAGUACGAGGAGCAGAUGAAUGCCCUGCAUGACUUAAUUGUGACUCUGGAAAAGCAAGUAUCAAAAUUGAACUCAGAAAAAAAUGUAAAUAAUUUUUAUAUAUCAUGUUCAGUUUGUGGAACUAAAAAUAUGAUAGGAACCAUUUUAAAAAAUAGAAAAUGCAUUUCAUGCCAUUCCAUAAUAAUUUUUUAA
Plasmodium vinckei vinckei is the source of this 2562-nucleotide messenger RNA. RefSeq names its product conserved Plasmodium protein, unknown function. The transcript has 13 exons. Bases 1 to 2562 code for a protein of 853 amino acids. The record is from RefSeq and is a predicted model, not a curated record. Lineage: Eukaryota; Apicomplexa; Aconoidasida; Haemosporida; Plasmodiidae.